Ostertagia ostertagi is the source of this 720-nucleotide messenger RNA. NCBI's taxonomy places the organism in Eukaryota, Metazoa, Nematoda, Chromadorea, Rhabditida, Trichostrongylidae. The record is from the annotation of a GenBank genome assembly.
AUGAUCAACCUUUUGUCGGUGAUACUUUUGCUAUGUGUCGCUUCCAUGAUGGUCGACAGCAGUAGCGCUGAUUCCGGUGGGACGGAGCAGAAAGCAGCUGAACAGGGAGCUUCUGCGGGAGAACAAGGCGCGAAAAAGGUUGAAGGGCAAAAUGAGCCGGCACCCGAUCAAAAAGAGACUGGCAAAGCAAAGGAGGGAACCGCGGCUGAACCUAGCGAGGCGAAAACGAAAGAAGUGGAUGCGAAAACUGUCGAAAGCGCUGACAAGAAGGGUCCGUCAGACGUAGAAGAGAAAUCUGAUCGGAGGCAGAAGGGAUCUGACCGUGGAACUUCUGCGGGAGAGCAAAAGGAUUCAACCGCUCCAGCUGGUGAUCAAAAGGAAACUGUCAAAGCGAAGGAAAAAACUGUGGCUGACUCUAGCGAAGCGAAGACGAAAGAAAUCGAUGCAAAAGCUACUGAGGGUGAUGAGAAGAAGGGCACGAGUACCAGCGAGAAAGGCGCAAGUGCAGACAAAAAGGGUAAGGAUGGUUCACUCCCGAAAACCACCGAGGCCAAGGAAUCUUCUUCAACUGAACCGAAGACCGAAGAAGCCGCCUCAACUGAGAAAAAGAAUAAAGAAGAAGCUGCCGUUUCAACUCCUCCCCCGGAGAAAAAGAGUGGAGAAACUGCUGCGAAAAAGGAAGAGCCGAAAACGUCCAGAGGCAUACCUGUCAUUCAAUGA